GAAGAAUUCUAGUCAAGUAGAUUCAGAAAAUUUUAAAGAAAGUACACCUGAAAAAGGUAGUACUAAUACAAAAUGGCAAAUGAUAACAAAGAUAUUGGUGAAAUCGUAAAGAAGUGUAAAAUUUUGCUGUUGGACAUCGAGGGAACAACAACAUCGAUCAGCUUUGUUAAGGAUAAGCUGUUUCCCUACGCAGAGGAAAAUGUAAAACAGUUCCUAGAAGCACAGUGGGAGAAUGAUGAUGUGAAGGAAUCGGUCACGGCGCUGAGGAAACUGGCCAUUGAGGAUAAGGAAAAAAACGUUGAGGGACUCGUUGCUAUCCCAGGCGAGGAUGCCUCUAAGGAAGAUCAAAUUGAGGGUUUGGUCAACAAUGUCAAAUGGCAGAUGUCUGCUGAUCGCAAAGUUGGGGCCCUAAAACAGUUACAGGGGCUCAUUUGGAAGCAGGGCUAUGACAAAGGAGACCUUAAGGGACAUGUCUUCGAUGAUGUCUCUACAGCACUAGAACAGUGGCACUCCAUUGAAGGUCAAAAAGUGUACAUCUAUUCAUCAGGCUCGGUUCAAGCUCAGAAACUUCUCUUUGGCCAGUCACUAGCCGGUGACCUCCUCAAAUAUAUAGAUGGUCAUUUUGACACCGCGGUCGGUGGGAAACAAGAAGAGUCUAGCUACAAGGCUAUAGUGGAAAAAAUUGGCUGCAAUGCUGAAGAAGUAUUGUUUGUGACUGAUAUUGUUAAAGAAGCUGAAGCAGCAUCGAAAGCGGGUCUUCAUGUGGCGCUGGCCAGCCGUGAGGGUAACAGUUCCUUACCCAGCGAGGCCACUGAUACUUACCCCGUGAUACAUACAUUCACACAACUAGCCGUCUCCAACAAACGCAAGACUGAACCUCAGGAUGAACAACCUGCUAAAGUACCCAAAACCGACAUACAGAAAGACGUCAAAUCGGCUUCUGAAACUGAUUCAUCUAAAGAAGAGACACCACUACCUGAGAAGGCAGAGGAACCAGAAAAGAUGGAAGUGGAAGAAUCAAAAGAUGAACCAGUUAAAGAAGAGGAAAAGGUGAAAACUGAAAUAUCCAUUGAGGAUGUUACGAAUACGAAAGAAGUUACUGAAAACGUAGUUGAUAUGGAGCCUGUUGUACAAGAAGUUGAGGAAAACAAACCGGAGAAGACUGAGGAUAUGGAAACUGAGACCUCCGAUGAUAAAGUUGACGACAAAAACGAUGAAGUAAAAGCCGAAAAAGAAAAAGAAAAAGACACACCUGUUGAAAAUAAUGUGAGUACAGAAUCCAAAGAAAAGACUGAAGUAACCCCCGACGUGCCAAAAGAGAGCUCCGACAAAAAUGGUAUAGAGACGAAUGCGUCCGCCUCUGAAGCAUCUCCUACAGUGAUAACUGAAAUAGAAGAAGUUACAAGUGACAAAGAAAAUAUUAGCGAAAUGGCUGAAAUAAUUGAGGACUUAGAGCCAGUGGUUGAAGAGCCGGCGGCCGCUGAAGAUGUCGAGGAGUUACGUAACGUUGGUGACGUGCUGGAAAAGGAAUGCGACGAGAUACUGUCAAAGGUACAGGGUGUUACCAAUCUGGAAACGAUGCCGUUAAGACCGCUGCUAAACCCCAUUGAAGAGGAAUCAAUGGAAGCCGAAAAUACGAACGACAUUAUGGAUAGCAUACUAGACACUGAACAAGAAAUGGAAAUGAAAAACAGCGAGGCGACCGCAAAAGAAAAACAUCCAGAAAAAAAUAUAGAUGAUAAAGAAAAAGAAAAGGUCGAAAAGAACGGAGUGUUAGAGGAGACGGUCACUGAAAGCGAUGUUAAAAUAGAAAUCACACCAGAAGAAUCCGCAGACAAGAGUGAAGCAGAAGAAAAUAUAGGAGAUAAAAAAGAUAAAAAUGAUAAAACAGAAGAAAAAAACUCGGAGCCAUCAAAAGAAACAGACAAAACGGUCAAAGACAAACCGACAGAAGAUGCACAGGUUAACGGAAAAACGAACGGUGAUCUAAUAGAGAACGGAGAUUCAAACAAAAUGGAGGAAUUAAGCGCGAGAUUGACGGAGAACGGUGACGAUGUGAGGUCGAAUGGUGACACGAAGAACGGCGACGGAGAGAAGGUGGAACCGGAAGUAUCAGACAUUAAGGUUAAGACAGUAUCAACAGAGGAGCCCAGAACCGAGCUCAUAGAACAAGCCACUGAGGCAUAAAACUAUGUUCCCGGCGGCUGUUCCUCGAGCUCACUCCACUUGCAUUAAACCGGUGACUAUCUUGUACAGUGCCGACCACAGCAAUAAACUACGUGUUAAUUAAUAUUCCGUAUAUUUUCUACUUGUUGACAAGCGACGUAUAAGACGUCUUAACUCUCGUGUGUUGCCAUACGUGCUAUCCACAUAACCCAUUGAGCUUAAAUGUUUUAUAUGUCGUGUGUUUUAUUAUUAUUUUUUAUCUGCCGUACUGUAUGAGUGGAAUUUAUAUUGGAGUAAUUUUAAUCAAUUUUUUAUAUGUGACAGUAGAUGUGAGGGAAAUACUUUGUGCGUUCGUCGAACCUCUAGCGUCGUUAUUUAUAAGACAUUCCUGUAUAAUUCAUUUUUAGAAUAAUUAAUUGUAAGCGCUUUAUACGAUAACUCCGUGCUCGUUUUCACCGAAUAGUCUAAGUGUGUAGUGAUGUGAGGUUGUUUGGCGCAAAUUAUAAUAAAUAGUCGAGGCACAAGUGAGUUUUGGGAAAUUAAGUUAGAAGACUGAAAUUUUCGCCAAUUCUAUUGUCAAUCGGGCUGUAUGAGUUAAACUUUUAAAUGUUAUACAAAAAAAAAAAAAACGAGCUCGGAGAUGGCAUUGUACAAAAACUGUCACCGUAUUGUAUACUAAGGGUAAGUUUAAUUGUUAAGUAUUAACUGUAUUGUGAUCUUAAUUGUGGUACAUAUGACAGAUUUUGGUGAUUUUUUCUUACACUGCCAAAUUACUUGCCAUCACAAUGUUGGUUUGCUGUCACAUGUGAUAUGAAUAUUACAAGACUGUUAAUAUUAUGAAAAUGGAAGAAGCUUGGGCUGUGUGAGUUUGUUGUAUGGUACAGUACCGGUGCAGCCUCAUGAUGAAGGUCCUCUUCAUCUCAAACUGAACGCUGUUUGUGUACCUUAAUUUUAUUUGUUUGUAGUAUUAUUGAUAUGUAUAAAAUGUACUUGUAUUUAACAGAUCGGUCUGAUUUUGUUUUUUGGGUUCCUUUAUUUGGUACGUUUUUGGAAGCUUUACAUUUUUCUAGUAAUUCCUAUUUCAUCACAUUUAGUUUAAACGGUGAGUUGUGUAUGUAUUUUUAAACUAGUCAAAGCCCCGUGGAAUCUCAUGCAGUAUACAAACUUUUUACAAUUUUUUUUAACGAAAUGAACUGCUAAAGUAUUUUAAUUAUAAGGAACAAAAUUUUUAUUUUUGUUUAGUUGUAAGUGGACUGUGCUCGUGCAAACCGACGUUGUGUGGUGACAAGUUCUUCUCUAGACUGAUUUUAUACCGUUUAUCUAAACUCGUUGACUCGCCCGGAAUUAUUAUUGUUUUUUAACUAUAUAUAUAUAAUUUUUUUUUAAGAUGACAUCGAUAUGAGAGAACGUUAGGUUACUGUCUUAGUCGUCUAGGAUCCCGUGUAUAAAUAACAUGAAUUGAGAUGCAUCUGAUAUGUAUUAAUUUUAAUUAUCACCACUAAUGAAGUUGAAAUAUAAUGGAUGUAGAAUUA
Danaus plexippus (monarch butterfly) is the source of this 3698-nucleotide messenger RNA. RefSeq names its product enolase-phosphatase E1 (gene Enoph). Gene Ontology annotation, molecular function: magnesium ion binding; acireductone synthase activity. The coding region runs from base 73 to 2187 and encodes 704 amino acids. The transcript is spliced from 7 exons. The record is from RefSeq and is a predicted model, not a curated record. Lineage: Eukaryota; Metazoa; Arthropoda; Insecta; Lepidoptera; Nymphalidae.